AAGAGAGCCAUGAAAGCCAAAAAGUCAUUCAGGCCACCUCCGAGGUUAAGAACCAAGACAGGAUGUAGCACGUGCAGAACUCGACGAAAGAAGUGUGAUGAAGCCAAGCCAAUCUGUUUUGCAUGUCAACGGUUAAAUAUCCCAUGCAAUUGGCGAGAUGCCGCGCUGGGAGACUCGAGGGCUCCAGCCUCGCCAACAAGUUCAUCUGUUGUCCCCUCCGAUGCUGCAUCUGACAUGGAAUCGGUCGUCGAUAUCUCCAUGCCUGCCUCGCUUGAGGCCUCGAUAUGGUCUCUUCCACAGGCCUUAAGGACGCAACAAGAUUUCAACAUAUUUGAGUACUGCGCCAGGAGAUACAUGAAUAUCCUAGUCUUUCCAGAGGCUGGCACUGGAUUUCGAGAUAUGUCAUUCCUCUUUAACAUCAGCUAUCAAUAUCCAUUCGUCAUGCACGCGGCUCUUGCUCCGGCUGCCCUUCACGCGUCUUUCGCUGCCUUGAUCCCUAGAGAAGAUGCUAUGGUCUACACGCAAAGCGCCCUUCAAGGCCUUCGACAAGCGACUGGGACAUUGGCCUACUCAAGCGACGCGCGAGACGCGUUUCUCACUGCCUCUCUCUUCAUGGGCAUUUUUGAGGAUUUCUAUCCCGCGGCGUCCAGCGCCAGUUUGACUCACUAUCGUGCCAUUGGCAAAGUUCUAGAACAGACGAUCGCCGGAGUGCCGCGGCUGCAAUUAUCUUCAAUGUCAUUCUUUGAGCGUACGCUACUAGACUCUGUCCUGUAUCACUUCGCGACCAGACUACUGCUGGCGGAGGAUAUCGAACCAACCUGUGCUUCGUUUCCUACUGCCACGGUGGCCAAGUAUAUCGAAGCCCUCGAUUCAGAACGGGAUGAUUAUGCUGCGAGCGCUUCGGUCCUUCCAGUAAUUGGAAAGAUCCCUCCGGCGCUGUUUCUGGCUAUUUAUCAAGUUACGUGGCUGAGCAGACAACUUCCGUUCGUAGAUGAUCAAAACCAGAAUCUCGCUCUGCAGUGUCUUUCGGAGUUGGACAGUCUCCAGGAUGCACAUCCCAUUCUGUUGCAUGAAAACGACGCCGACUUUCACCAUCUGUCAAAUUCUGAUAUCGCGGCAAAGCUCUACGCCCUGGCCUUGAGAAUUUUUCUUGCAAAGGUAAUUGAUCCAGACAACGUCUCCAGCACUUCGUCAUGGAUAGAAGCCUUGCUUGCCACAGGAUUGGCUUUGUUGAAGCGAUAUGACGGGAGUGCCCUAUUUGGGCAAUUCAUCACCUGGCCAAUGCUGGUUCUCGGUUGUGCAUCCUGUCCAGUGACAUUAUUUGAGAUGAUUCAAGAUAAAGAUGGGGAAAGCGGAUCGGCCGUGAGGGCACAAACGCGCCAUCUGAUCCAAGCCCUACUGCUUCAGAUCUGGGAAGUGUCGUUCUCUGGCUAUGUCAAACGUACAGCAACAGCGCUUGAGAACAUCUGGAAAAUCCCGAACGUCCUACGCAGUAAUAAUCGUGAAUAUGGCUCGGAUUCGGACGAGGAGACCUUGUACGAUGGUCUAAUUGCCCUGAUAUCUAAGAAAGGGCCAGGACCAGGACUU
Exophiala aquamarina CBS 119918 is the source of this 1587-nucleotide messenger RNA. RefSeq lists its product as uncharacterized. Lineage: Eukaryota; Fungi; Ascomycota; Eurotiomycetes; Chaetothyriales; Herpotrichiellaceae. The annotation marks the transcript as partial. Gene Ontology annotation, cellular component: nucleus. The record is from RefSeq and is a predicted model, not a curated record. Gene Ontology annotation, biological process: positive regulation of transcription by RNA polymerase II. Gene Ontology annotation, molecular function: DNA-binding transcription factor activity, RNA polymerase II-specific; transcription cis-regulatory region binding; zinc ion binding. The transcript has 2 exons.